Vicia villosa (hairy vetch) is the source of this 1365-nucleotide messenger RNA. RefSeq names its product F-box protein At3g58530-like. Lineage: Eukaryota; Viridiplantae; Streptophyta; Magnoliopsida; Fabales; Fabaceae. The coding region runs from base 87 to 1172 and encodes 361 amino acids. Gene Ontology annotation, cellular component: SCF ubiquitin ligase complex. Gene Ontology annotation, molecular function: protein binding. Gene Ontology annotation, biological process: SCF-dependent proteasomal ubiquitin-dependent protein catabolic process. The transcript has 12 exons. The record is from RefSeq and is a predicted model, not a curated record.
UUAAAACUUUACUGAAAAAAUAUAGAGGAAAAAUGGCAGCAGUGUAAAAGCGGUCCCCUAGCAAGUUUUGGGGGCGGAAACAAACAAUGGAGGAAAGAACAACAUCCACUGCAACAGAGACAACAAAAGACGAUGACGUUUGGUCUAAAGACACAGUCCCCAAGGUUUUCAAACUCGUUUCUUCCUCCACUUCUUCUCUCACUCACACUGACCUAGUUUCUCUCCUCCUCGUCAACCCCUUCCUCUAUCGCACCCUUCUCUCUUCUCAACCCCUUUGGCAAUUACUCAAUUUUCGUGAGUUGAAUAAUGCCGGAAAUCGCCUCAUAGCUGCUCUUUCUCUGCCUAGAUAUAGUCAUGUGAAGGAGAUUAACCUUGAAUUUGCUAGAGACAUUGAAGACACACAUCUCAUACUUAUUAAACAAAAGUGUUUUGAUUCUCUUCGAAGCUUGGAGACUUUAAAUCUGAAUGUCUGCCAAAAAAUAUCGGAUACUGGAACUGAAGCGAUAACCAGUUGUUGUCCUCGGCUAAAGAACUUUUCCAUUUACUGGAAUGUGAGGGUAACUGAUAGUGGACUAAUGCAUAUAGUGAGGAACUGCAAACAUAUUGUUGAUUUGAAUAUAAGUGGCUGUAAGAAUAUUUCAGACCGAGGUGUACAAUUUGUUGCUGACAAUUACCCAAAAUUAGAGUCACUAAACUUGACAAGGUGCGUCAAGUUAACCGACGAAGGGCUGAAGCAGUUGUUGCAGAAAUGCCUAUCCCUUCAAAGUUUGAAUCUCUAUGCAGUGUCUAGUUUCACAGAUGAGGCUUACAGAAAAAUUGGCCUUCUGACACAUCUCACGUUUUUGGAUCUCUGUGGUGCCCAGAAUCUUUCAGACGAAGGACUUGAAUGUAUUUCGAAAUGCAAGAACCUUGUAUCCCUCAAUCUGACUUGGUGUGUACGUGUGACCGACAAGGGAGUUAUAGCCGUUGCUCAGAGUUGCACCUCUCUUGAAUUUCUAAGCUUAUUCGGAAUAGUUGGCGUGACCGAUAAAUGUCUGGAGGCACUCUCAAACUCAUGUUCCAACAGCAUUACAACCCUUGAUGUGAAUGGAUGUAUCGGCAUUAAGAAACGAAGCCGUGCUGAUUUGCUUCAGUUGUUUCCAUACUUGAAAUGCUUUAAAGUGCAUAGUUAAUUUGUGGUCAGUAAAACUUUGGUAACAAAAGUAGUCUAUUUUUUCGAACGGAGCAAAUUAAUCUCUAAAGCUGUUAUUUUUAAGCUAUGUAACAGACACUUCAGAUUGAAUACGCAUUCGGUGUCCAACAACACAUGUACUUACAUUGAAUUAUACAUUUUUUCAUAUCAUGUUAUUUGUGAAGUAAACAAAA